UCUCAGGCACCGAGAAAAUAGCCAACCGCCUCCUGUGCUGUUGUGUAACGCCUGUAUCAGAGCAACAAGAACAUCCCGGAGCCUGCAGACACACGAUGGGGACCAGACCGGGAACACUUAUUUCUACCUUUAUAUUUGUGUCAUGGGUGAUCUUACUCUCAGGGACAGAGCAACACCAAAGCUCAAGGGAGGCUCUUCCAUUCAAUUUUGAAGAGGCUGAUUUAAACACAUGGAUGGAAAAGGGAGAUACCAACGUUAUCCUGCAUGCCGACUCUCCAGAUGACGAUGUAAAAAUCAAACCUGAAACAGACGCUUCUGACCUUCCAACAUGUCUGCUGUGUGUGUGCCUGACGGGAUCGGUGUACUGUGAGGAAGUCGACCCUGAUAUGACAUCAGUGCCAGCUCUUCCUAAAGAGACAGCCUAUCUAUAUGCUCGUUACAACAAGAUAAAAAAGAUUACAUCAAAAGACUUUGGAAAUAUCGUUACACUGAAAAGAAUAGAUUUGACUGGAAACUUAAUUUCGGAGAUUGAAGAUGGGGCCUUCAUGAAGCUGACGUUGUUGGAGGAACUCUCCCUCGCUGAGAACCGGCUUGUGAAGCUGCCAAUGUUACCACACAAGCUUCUGUCCUUUAACGCCAAUCACAACCGUCUCAGGACCAAAGGAGUAAAAGCCAAUGCUUUCAAGAAAUUAAGCAAACUCCAAAAGUUAUUUCUUGCCCACAACGAGUUGGAGGCGGUUCCAAUAAUUCCAGAGAGCGUGCGCACGUUUCAUAUUCAGAACAACAACAUUUCAGCUAUUACUACCGACACCUUCUGCAAAAGCAAUAACACCUACUACAUCCGGCCCAACAUUAAUGAGAUCAGGAUGGAUGGAAACCCGGUGAUCCUUGCACAGUACCCCAACAGCUUCGUCUGUCUGCAGUCCUUGCCAGUUGGACGGUACCACUGAAAACCCAUUUAAAAACCCAUAAAUGUCUGAAAGUGCCUCAAAUGAAAACAACUAUGGACUGAAAGGUGUUUCAUGUCCAGUUUGCCACCUUGCAAAAAGCAGGGUAUGUGAAUUGUUGAUUACUAUGUUAUGUAAGUACUGAAAUUCCUUCUUGAGCUCUGUGGCUUAAAUGUAAUUGUUAAAUGUAAUAUAUAUAUAUAAAAAAUUCUGUUGAAAGCUGCAGAGUAAAUUUAUGGUUUUCAUAAAAACAGACACUUGCAGCAUUUCAAAACUGUGUGAACUGCUUUCAUUUCUACUGGUUAAGAAGUCUGCCAAGUUAAUUAGUUUAAGCAUUCAUUCCAUGCGUACAUGCGUCUACAAAGAUGUAGCCACUAUCUUGAUAGAACUGAACUAUUUAUGUGAUUGCUACCUAUGUGAGCAUCAUCAAGUAGGCUGUACAGUUAUACAUGAUAUUAAAAUACUAUGCUAUACAUGUUUUCCAUAAUUAUUUUAAUAAAUCUCUCUUUUUUUUUUU
Molecule: messenger RNA, 1464 nt
Organism: Neoarius graeffei (lesser salmon catfish)
Lineage: Eukaryota; Metazoa; Chordata; Actinopteri; Siluriformes; Ariidae
Gene: ogna
Product: osteoglycin, paralog a
Exons: 6
Coding region: 96-950 (284 amino acids)
Molecular function (GO): protein binding
Source: RefSeq, a predicted model, not a curated record